Exaiptasia diaphana is the source of this 1079-nucleotide messenger RNA. RefSeq lists its product as uncharacterized. Bases 43 to 885 code for a protein of 280 amino acids. The record is from RefSeq and is a predicted model, not a curated record. Lineage: Eukaryota; Metazoa; Cnidaria; Anthozoa; Actiniaria; Aiptasiidae. The transcript has a single exon.
UUGAAGGAAAAAGCCCUGGAAUUCGAACAGGAGUUGAAAGAAAUGAGAGACAAGAUGGCUGCCAUCAACAACCAGCUCCACGAACUGGAUAAAAGCAUGCAAUUCUUGUCUGAUGAAUUUGAUGAUUUCAAAUCUUUUAAAUCAUCGUUGGAAAAGGAUGUCAACAGAAUGCUCUCAAAGUUAAAGGAUCUUGAAGAGGGUAUUGCCAGAAUUGAUGAAGCCAUUGAAGCAAUCCACAAGUACAGCUACCAGUACAAUCUUAAAAUCCUUGGUAUCCCACAGAAAGGCCGAAAGGAAACCUCAAAACAGUCCGUUGAUAAAUGCCUUAAACUCUUCCAAAGUAUCGGUGCAGAAGUAUUAUCGUAUGAUAUCGAUAUUGCGCACAGAGUCCCAUCCAGGAAUGCUAAAUUUACUCUGCCGAUCAUUUGCAAAUUUACUCACAGGAUUGCCAAGGAAUCUGUUAUGAGUUGCAGGAGUGAGGCAAACAACAUUGAUCUUGAAGAUAUUGGUCUAACAAAAUCAACUGGAAAAAUUGGUAUCUAUGAGCACCUCACACCCAAUACGCAAGAUCUCUUCAACAAAGCUAAGAUAUUUCAGAAGGAGAACAAGUACGCCUUUUGUUGGACCAAGAACUCCAAUAUUUUCCUGAAAGAAUCCGAAGACUCAGUGGUUAUUCGAGUCACCAGUCCUGAAGUCCUAGAGAACAUGGUUAAUGAUGCUUCUAUCUCUGAAACUGCUGGUAUAUCACCUGGUGCCUCGAUGAGUUUCAACCAAAGAGGCGGACCGAACACAAGAUCGUUUCGUUCUAGGGGUAGAGGAGGUCCACGAACGAGAUCAAGCUACAACCGCGAUGAAUUAUCUGCAGUCUUUGGAAAAUUGAGAUAAGUUUGUUAAUAAUCUUCAACUCAAUAAUCUAGCAUUUUCAAUGAACUUAAAGCGUAUCUGAAAGAACUCCCAUAUUAUAGUCAAAAUAUUUUAUCAGUCCAUGGACAAUUUAACAAUCUACCAGCUGAUUGCAGGCUACCAACAAAAAAAUAUCUGGACAAAUUACAUAGUAUUCACGAUCUUGACUUAUUCAA